UCCGGCUACUGCACUCCAGCCUGGGCAACAGAGCAAGACUCCAUCUAAAAAACAAAAAUGAGGUCUUGUCUUAAACUCUAGAUCUCAAACAAUUCUCCAGCCUCAGCUUCUCCUGAGCGGCUGGGGCUGUGGGUGAGUAGGCUCCUCCCCCUGUGCCCCACUGGUGCUGGGAAGAAUCUUCAACACAGAAAUCUAUUUUCUCACAGUUCUAGGGACCGGAUGUCCCAGAUGAAAGGUGCUGGUCACUGGUCGCCAUGCAUCUUCCUGGCUUGUAGACGGGCCUUCUCUGGCUGCAUCCUCACCUGGGGAGAGCAAGAGCUGAGAGAACGUGGUGUCUCUCAGAGGGGGCACUGACCCUGUCACGGGGGCUUUGCCCUCAUGGCCUCAUCUGAAUCUGAUCACCCCACCUUCCAAUAUCUUCAUAUUGGGAGUUGGGGCUUUAACCUGUGGAUUUUGGGGGACAUAGUUCAGUCUGAGCAGUGGGACCUGAGCAGGCAGGUGGGAUAUGCCAUCUGAGGCAGCCGUGGAGCCUGAUGCUCCACUGGACACGACAUCCUGGGACAGACGCCCUGCGGGACGUGCGGGCUGUUGGGAAUUUUCAGAGGCUUCAUCUGCAGAGGAUCCUGGUUUCCAAAGCCAGAUGUCCCUUUUUACAGAUGAGGAGCAGCACAUGGAGAACAAGCGUCUUCAGAGGCAGGGUCUAGGGUCUCCUGAAAUCAGGGUCUUGCCCCGUGGGUCUCCACCCUUUUCUAUGCCUUAGGGACAGAUCAUGCUGUGGCAGAGAAGCUCAGGGGCUGAGGCUCACUGCUAAAGCAGCGUCUGAAUGUGGCUUGUGCUUGCAGCCAAGAGAGGAAAGGUGCCUGUCCCCCCAGGGGGCAGCCAGGGGUCUGCUGGUCUCCGCCGAUGGGCCUGAGUGUACCUGAAAAGGACAGAUAGGAAAGGGGUGGCUGCCUGGCUGGACCCCUAGGCGAUGCUCUGUUGGGACCCAGAGGUUGUCGGGGGGAACCAGGGUGGGUACAGCCUGGGAGCAGGGAGCAGGGAGUCGAGGCCCAUCUGCGGGUUUUCCAGGUAGGGCCCUUUGCGACCGCCAGGCAGCUGGGAGAGGCUGAAUCUCCACCAUACAUGUCUUGAGAGCACAGUGCCUGGGAGCAGGCUAGAGGAAAGGGGCCUGGUAAUCUCCCAAAAUCACCCCUCCAGGGGGCCUCAGCCAGGAAGGAGAGAGAGUGGUGGGAGUAUGAGGGUGACUGUCAGAGAGACCCCCAGAAUCACAGGCUUCAGGUGCUGGGGGGCCGCAGAGGCCUUCCCGCCUGGCCCUGUGCGGGCAGCACACCUCUGCUGAGAGGCUGCAGGGGCCAGGGCUGGGGGCUGGUGCUGCCUCUGGUGGCCCUGACUUCUUGCUGCCCAAGGCUUGGUUCCUGGUCAGGAAGACUUCUCUACCCCCAGACAGGAGACCUGUGCAUGCCCACCCCAUGGCACAGCUGGGAUCAGGACCAGUGUCUGCUGCUGCAUGCCCUGUUCAUGGCCACUGGUGCACCCUGGACCGGCCUCAGAGGCGGGUCUGGCCAGGCUGGAUGGAGGGAGGGGCUGACAGCAGACCUGGGGCUGCCACACCCUUGGGGGAAGGGCUGCGGCGACGUGGGCGCCUCCCGUUGGCUGGGCCGACAGCCUCCCGCCUGGCUGCACAGGAUGUUUCUUUAAGGAGCUUUCCCGUGCACCUCCUGUGUGCAGCUGGACCCCGGGGCGGUGGCCGUUCCCUGAGCCCAGUGCUUGUCUGGGCUGGCUGGCCUGGCGGCUGCUCACAACUCCCAGUGGGUUGCAUCUGUGGAGCUUUCACCUACAAAAGGGGAAGGAGGUAGCCCGAGGAGCUGAGGCCUGGCCUUGCUCUGACCGGUGCCAGCAGCAGCACUUCCUGGAUGUGCCCACUGUUAUGACACUCAGGCCGAGUCAGGUCCAGACUCAAACCCAGGUGGAAAGGAGUGGGACCCCCUGCCAGGGCCGAAAGGCCCCAGAGAGGAGCCUGUGGGUGGGCUCCCCUUGCCCUCUGCAGAGGCUUAAGGCCCCUGGGGGCAUGAGGAUGGGGUUCCCAGGCCAGCCUGGUGUUUAUCAGCUGUCCCAGCUGACCUCCCCCCACCUUGCACCACGCGCCCCAGGCCAGGCCAGUUCCUCUUCCAGAAGUCCCAGCCAUCCUCAGGGUGAGCUGCCCUCCUAGACACCGUACGGAGAGCUCCUUCCUGUUCACAGGCUCCCCACUGGUGCAGGAAGUCACCACCCAGCCAUGGAUGGGGAGGAGCAGCAGCCAGCGCAUGAGGCCGAUGUGGAACCUGUUGUGCCGUCGGAGGCUUCAGAGCCGGUGCCCAGGGUGCUUUCUGGAGACCCCCAAAACCUGUCCGACGUGGACGCCUUCAACUUGCUCCUGGAGAUGAAGCUGAAGCGGCGGCGCCAGCGGCCCAACCUGCCACGCACUGUGACCCAGCUGGUAGCUGAGGACGGGAGCAGGGUGUACGUGGUGGGGACAGCCCACUUCAGCGAUGACAGCAAGAGGGACGUGGUGAAGACUAUCCGGGAGGUCCAGCCUGACGUGGUGGUCGUGGAGCUCUGCCAGUACCGCGUGUCCAUGCUGAAGAUGGACGAGAGCACGCUGCUGCGGGAGGCCCAGGAGCUCAGCCUGGAGAAGCUGCAGCAGGCUGUGAGGCAGAAUGGGCUCAUGUCGGGGCUUAUGCAAAUGCUGCUGCUGAAGGUGUCUGCACACAUCACCGAGCAGCUGGGCAUGGCUCCAGGUGGCGAGUUCAGGGAGGCCUUCAAGGAGGCCAGCAAGGUGCCUUUCUGCAAGUUCCACCUGGGUGACCGGCCCAUCCCUGUCACCUUCAAGAGGGCCAUUGCUGCGCUUUCCUUCUGGCAGAAAGUCAGGCUGGCGUGGGGCCUGUGCUUCCUGUCAGACCCCAUCAGCAAGGAUGACGUGGAGCGCUGCAAGCAGAAGGACCUGCUGGAGCAGAUGAUGGCCGAGAUGGUCGGCGAGUUCCCUGACCUGCACCGCACCAUCGUCUCCGAGCGCGAUGUCUACCUGACCUACAUGCUGCGCCAGGCUGCCCGGCGCCUCGAGCUGCCUCGGGCCUCUGACGCUGAGCCCAGGAAGUGUGUCCCCUCCGUGGUUGUGGGCGUCGUGGGCAUGGGGCACGUGCCUGGCAUAGAGAAGAACUGGAGCACCGACCUCAACAUCCAGGAGAUCAUGACCGUGCCCCCGCCGUCCAUCUCCGGCAGAGUGUCUCGGCUGGCCGUGAAGGCCGCCUUCUUCGGCCUGCUGGGCUACAGCCUGUACUGGAUGGGCCGCCGCACCGCCAGCCUGGUCCUGUCGCUGCCCGCCGCGCAGUACUGCCUGCAGAGGGUGACUGAAGCGCAGCACAAGUAGGAGCUGCUCCCACACGCUCAGGGGCCCCUGAGGAGCCAGUGCCCAGGGCACUUCCUGGAUGCCAGGCGCAUCCAAGCCCACCCGAGGCCCCUGCCACCCCCCAUGGGGGUCUGGGCCGGGCCUCACCUGCCCUCCCGGACCCAUUACCGCUCCCCCAGCCCACCCAAAUAAAGAAUUAUUUAACUGUCUCAGCUCAGGCCUCCCGCAGCCCCUCCCCUCCAACACUGCAGGGGCCGUUCACCGGCUUCUGGACAAGACGCCCAGCUCCGGGGGGGGGGCAGGGGCUUGGAGAAGAGGCCCAGGUGUGUGCCCUCUCAGCCCUGGUGGCAGGCGGAGGACAAUGGCCACUGUCCCUACCUCACUGUGCCUUCCUGUGCUCUGGCCAUGGGAGCGUCCUGCCAGGGGCAGCUCCUGGGAGCUCCCUAGCAGGCGAGAACUGAGAAAGGCCUGGCCCUCGAGCUCCAGCCGACCCCACCAUGCCAUGCCGCUGGCAUCCUGGGCCUGGCUGCCACCUCCCUGACGCCGUCUCCCAGCAGGGAUUCUGUGUUUUUGGCUUUUUUAAUGUUUCAAAAUCUUUUACUCAGGUAAUUUUAACUUCAAAGAGAAAAACUGAAGUAAAUGUCAAAAAAACACCAGCCUUAAAUCCGGGGGAUAGAAUUUGUGUUCUUGGGUCUGUCCCGAGUGGGCCUGUGUGCAGCCGAACAUCAGCUCUGGGCCCAGGCAGGGCCUCAGCUGGGAGCCUGUGUCCUGAGCCCCCCGGAGUGAGGGGGUGCCCAGGGGCGUCCUGGCCCUCUGUGGACACUGUGUGUGCCUGGCUCCUGCCAGGCCUGCCCCCUCAGGCCUCCUGCCCGGUGGCCACCUGUGUGUGGGGAGUCCCUCCUGGUUGUGCUGGACGUAGCCCGUGCAGCCUCAGCCUGGACCCCGGCGAUCUCUGAUUGUGUCUGCUGACUCAAUGUUGAA
Molecule: messenger RNA, 4366 nt
Organism: Sapajus apella (tufted capuchin)
Lineage: Eukaryota; Metazoa; Chordata; Mammalia; Primates; Cebidae
Gene: TRABD
Product: TraB domain containing
Exons: 10
Coding region: 2276-3406 (376 amino acids)
Source: RefSeq, a predicted model, not a curated record